AGAGAGCGGCAGUUGGAGGUUUUACGGAGCUGCGAGCGCAGCACUGAGCUGAGUUGUGGAGGGCGGGCUGUUGAUCGGUUGGUUCUGGAUCUCGAGCCAUGGGUGAGCCUUUGUCUGAAUCUGAGUUUGCGGCCUUCGCUUUCAGUGCUGGUUAUAAAUCCUGCUGUGAAUUGGGUCAUGGAGUAUUUGUACAACGUUCUCCACAUAAACCUAAAACUGAUGUUGACCCCUGUGAAGUGUGGUGCCGUCAGCCGGUUGACAAACUAAGAGAAUAUUGCAACGUUAUUAAAAUAUGCAUCUUUUGGCCUCUUCUCUUCCAAAGUGAAAGUAAUUAUUUGGUAGCUGACUGGGGCAGUUUACAGAUUUUAGACUGGAAUUGGAAGAAACUCUGUGAUUUAGAGCUUGUGGAAGACCUUGUUGAUUUGACUAAAAAAGUGGUUAAUGUUCCACAUUUUAUUGGGGGCAUACUGAGAAUUGGCAGCAGGCUAGAAAAUGGUUUCUUCGAUGUUAGGGAUGCACUUGAUUGGAUCAGAUGUGCAGGUGAUGUCAAUAUUCUGCAGAAGCUGGAGAAACUUGGUGAUUUUGGUUGGCUCUAUCUUGAAACUUUCUUUGGUGAAUGCAAACAUUAUAUUACUAAAGUUGCUUUGGAAGAUUGUAAUUUAGUUGAAGAAUUUAAAGCUGUCACCUGUGAAAACUGUAGGAAGAAGAGUGAAUCUAUGAAACAGAAAGGAAAUGAGGAGUUCUCCCAAGGAAAAUUUGAUCAUGCUAUAAUAUCGUAUACGAAAGCCAUAGAGUUUUGCCCUACAAACCAUCUUCUGUAUGGAAACCGAGCUCUUUGUUUAAUUCUCACGAAGCAGUAUAAGAAAGCCCUUGCUGAUGGAAAAAGGGCCACUAUUUUGAAGCCUAAUUGGCCAAAGGGUCAUUAUCACUUCUGUAAGGCACUGUCAUUACUGGGGGAACAUGAACUGGCUUUAGAAGCUAAUGAGAGAGCUCAGGAACUGUGCAAGAAUAUUCUUGAUGGACUUAAGGAUCUUAUUCAACAAAAUGACAAGUUAAAGAAGACAUUAGAAGAAAUCAAAGGUACUAAAGAAUAUAAGCAGAAACCAAAGGAUUUUCUUGAGAAAAAGGACAGCAGUUCUUCAGGAUCUCAUUUGAUCAUUUCUCAAGAGCACAAAGAAAUAGAGAAGGACAGAAAAGAAAUGCAGUUCGAUCAUGAAGGUGACCAUUAUCAUCAAAAACAUGAUACCACCGUAAGAUAUACUACAGAUGGAAUUCCAAGACUAUCAGUGACCAACAUGCCCAGGACAGAAAACAAAGUGUGUUCUCUGGACUUUCCACCAAGACAAAGUCACCAAUACAAAGGAAGGUCGAAGAACAAACCUGGUGAACCUGAGAAGAAACAGGAUCACCUUGAUUUGAAGAUAGAGUCUAAAACCAUCCAAGAUAAACUCUUCUGUACUGUGCACCAGGUGGAUUCAGCUAUGUUGCUUGAAGUGGUUAAAUCCCUCAUUCAUGAUGGUUAUACAGCCUUGAUGGACCAGAGGUGUCACAGUGCUGAGCAGAUGUUCUCACAAUUGUUGAAUAUUAUUGAUCCUUCAGAAUUAAAGCAAUUGAAUCUUCGUAUUAUUAAUUAUGUUGUAAUCAUCUAUGGACAUGCCACUUCUCUUCUUGGAAUAGGACAGCCUGAGGCAUUGAUGAAGGCUGAAGACCAGUUUAAAAGAAUAAUUGUACAUUACCAGGAAGAAAGAUUUGAUUGUCUGGCAUACUAUGGAAUUGGAAAAGUAUACCUCAGGCAAAACCGAUUUUCAGAUGCGCUCAAUCAGUUUAUGAAAUCACAAACCAUGAUUAAUCGUAAGAUUGUACCUGGAGUAUUAACUUGGCCCACGACAUCUCAGGUGAUUGAAGAAACACGAACAGAGAAUUUACAGUUGUUCUUAAAGAAUUGCAUUGAGGAGUGCAAGUUCCCUCCAGAACCAGAUGCAGUUUGUCGCUAUCAGCAUUGCCGUGGCAACUCCAAAAUCCAAAUAUUUUUUACAGAUCCAGACUUUAAGGGUUUUAUACGUAUUACUUGCUGUCAGCGGUGUAGAGUGGAGUUUCAUACCAGCUGUUGGAAAAAGUUGAAAACUGCAAACUACAGUGAUAAGAAUGACAAGGAUUUUCUUCAAGAAUUAUGUUUCACUCCUGACUGUACAGGCCUUAUUUCAAAAAUAGUUAUUUUCAGUUCUUCUGGUUUGGUGAAAUGUGAAUUUGAACAAAAGAUCACUAAACCCAAGGAACCACCAAGAGCCAUCAUUAAACAGAAAUGUUCAAGUUUCAGGAAGUUAAAAAGGAAAGAAGAAAAAAAAAUACGAAGAAAACGUGCACGGGAAGAUGCACUGAAUUCUUCUAAACAGAAAAUAGAAGAAAAUCAGAUGCGAAAUGAACAGCCUCAGUACCGUAAUCGCAGUGAUUAUGCAGGUUAUGCUGGUGAUCAAGUCCUGCAGCGUAUCAUUCAAAAUGCAGAGCAGAUAAAAACAGCUGUUCGUGAUGCCUCCAAACUGUUAAAGGAAUUACUUUCCUGGUUUGUAAUCAGUGAAGAGGCUUACACAUCAUAUUGCAAAACUAGCAGCAAGUCACAUGUUGUGGUGGAACAGCUCAUCAGUUACUUGGUUCAGGAAGAAAACAGAGUGAAAACAAGGGCUUUUAUCCGUGUCCUGAGUGAGCUGGAGGAAGUGGAUCCCAAAUUACAGAGGUGGAUGAAACACCUUAAUGAUUUGGGGUUUACAGCUACAGUGAACUUUAUCCUUCAGUAUGGACAGUUUUUAAAACAACUUGACUUUUCUAUUUUAUCUGCACUCUGGAAUGAGAAGUAUGGUAGUAAAUUUGACUAUGUGUCAAAUAGUUCUGAAAGCAAAGAAAUUCUUGACUAUUUUUUAAAACCACCUCUAGAAAAAGUUCGUUGUUUUAUAUGGCUAUUAGAAGACAACAGAGAAAAUUUUCCAUCUCUUCAUCAAGCUUUAGAUGAAUUCUUUAAUAAAACAGACAACCCUACCAUCAUAUUAAAGAAGCAGGGAAAUGAAGAUAUAUUGACAAAUGGUAUCAAAGGUAAAAACAAAAGCAGAAAGAAGAACUAUAAGGACUCACGGUCUGUUUUAGUAUUAUCCAGUGGAGUUAGUACAGCACCACAAGAAGAAAAUACGUUUAUAGAAGAAAAUGCAUUAGGUUUUACAUAUUAUGAACCAUGUAUAAUCCCAGAAUAUCUUCGGGGGCAACUAGAUGAGUUUGAAGCUGUAUAUGACAUUUCAAACAGUAACAACUGUCAGAGACUGGAUGCUAAUCUAAGUCAAACCUGUGAAAGUUUAUAUGACUAUUUCUCUCAGAUAUUGGAAGAGCAUGGCCCGAUGGAAUUAAAUAAUAAGUUGCUAGUUGGGGAAUAUGAACAUUUCCCUGAAGAAGCUCGAAAGAUUGUUGAAGAUGAGGGUGGUUUGAAAUCUUUUCUUCUGAAAUCCCAUCGUUUCGUUAUGGUGGAUAAUUUUAUUAGCCUAAGGCAUGAUAUUAUUAAAGAAAAUAAAAACAGAGAUGAGACUGAAAAUAAUGAAGAAGGAAAUUAUAUUGUCUGUGAUGCGCAAGAAAAUUCUUUCCAGAACAAGAUACAGUUAAAUCCAGCUGCUAAGGAAUUCAAACCACUGUUUUAUCCUGAGCAACCUCAUAUAUCAACAUCUACUGACAUACCAUUAGAAAGCUGUGAGACUCCACAAUAUUUGCCCUAUUCUUUGCCUACUUCGUGGCAAUCAGUGCUUAGUCAGGAUAUUGAUCCUGUUGAAAAUAUGCCUUAUUUUUCAAAAGUUUUAUUUUAUCGAGAUUUUCAGAAUCAAAGCAGAUUUUUGCCACAGACUUCCUGGGGUUAUCAGUGUGAAAGAACAUCGCCGGUGACUUCUCCAGUGCCUCUCCUGUCAAAUGUUGCCAAGCAACCUGGGUAUAUUUAUGCUGAUGGUGUUACUCAUCAGGAUAAUGAUGAAUUAGCAACUUCAGACAGAAAAUAUGUCAGCAGCAGCUUUAUACCAGCUGAAAUAGAAACGUUCAGAGACCCUCCGUGCCUGGUGGAAAACUCCGAUAGCACAUUUUAUGAAGACAGUUUUGCUGUUGCAAAUAGUACAAAUGAAGCUGAAUGUGAUAUACAGGUGAUUAAGAAGGAAAAAGAAAGCAGAGGUAUACCUGUAAUGAAAAACAAUCCACAUACAAGGAUGGUAGCUGUUCAGGUGAAUAAUGAAGUAACUGAUAGGGAAACUAAUACUUUGCCUUUUCAUCCAUUUGAGAAGCAACAAGGAGAUAUUCUACGUAUGGAAAAAGAGCAUCAAGUAUUAAAAGAACAACUUAAAGAAGCACAGGAAAAAUACGAACAAUUACAAAACCGGAGCUCAGAAGAAAUCAGUGUUUUAGAAGAGCUGAUAAAGAAGACUGUUCAAGAGAGAGGGAUAUUUAAGAAAGAAGUGGAGUGGCUUCAUCAAGCUUUAGAAAUAAAAGUAAAAAAAUGGCAACAGGAGAAAAAGGAAAGUCAAGAGAACUUAAAAGCAAUGAGGAACACAGCCAAAAAGCAUGUGGAUACCAAUGAUAGGUAUUCAAAGACCAUUGAUGAGAAGGAGAAGCAGUAUAACACAUGUUUGAAUACAUAUCUUGAGACCAGUAAUAAAUUUGCUAAUAAGAAAGUAAAACUGGAAGAACUUAUUAAGAAGAGUCAAGAUGACUUCAAGGAGCAUGAGAAAAGAGCUGUUAAAGCAGAGGUAUCAGUACUCAAAAACUGGAAAGAAAGUGAAUUAUACAAACUGAAUGGUAUAGUUUCCAAAGCAGAAGCAAAUCUCAAGAUGUUGAAGUCAUUAAGCAGCAGCUCAGCUUCAUCACUUCCUGACUUAAAGUCACAGAUUAAUUAUUGGGAAGUAUUUAUUUCAAAUAUAAAGAAACAAAUGGAGAAAGUAAAGGUUGGGUAUGAAGAAAAAAUUGAGAAGGUGAAAAAUGGUGUUCGAAACUGCCUCACCAAAAUAGAAACUGUGGAUCUUUCAUCUCUUCCCAGUGUCUUAAGAAAGCAAAGCAAACCUGCUGUCGGUGAUCCAGCCCUUGUCCCAUACUCUUCUGCAUCUGCACACCCUAAUUUACUUCCUGCAGUUUCAAGCUCUGAAGAUCAAGGUCCAACAACUGCUUCACUUAAUACCCAGGCUGGAGUGAAGCCUGCAAAUGCAAAUUCUAAGGUUUGCUCUGCAAGUGAUGGAUCAGUGAAAACAAACACCAAAGCUUGGACGGGAUCAUAUGCUGAUAAAGUUUCGCUAACUUCUAUGUCAAAGUUUUCAGGAAUCAAUACUCAGAACAUACAGCCAAACCAAACCCACCAAGAUGAUUCAGCUACACAGAUGAAGCCCUCUUCAAACAACACAUCUGAAAAUAUUAUUGCUCAUCUACAAACUAUAUUUCCGGGCUACAGCAGUUCAGAGUUUGCGAGGUUCAUAAAAGAUGUACAAGGAAGAAGUGGAAAUACAUUAAGUUUGAGCUCCACUGAAAUUCUAAGCAGAGUGACAGAUCUCAUUCUGGACCAGCAAAAUGAGGCAUCAACUUCUGUAGGGAGACCUCUGAAGUCAACAUCAUCUGCUUCUGCAGGACAGACAGGAACUCAGAGUCAAGUAGCAGCUGCAGAAGGAAAUGUUUCCAGCGCACCCCAAGCAAGGCCUGCACACAAAAGCACCUCAAGUAAAAACAUGCUGCCAUCUCAGCCAAAUCUCCAGCCGUGGGGGAAUGCUGGAGCAACACCAAAAGCUAAAUGGAAAAAACUAGACUAUAUACCUUCCAGCGAUGAUCCAUGCAUCAUAUGCCAUGAUGAGUUAAGCAGAGACUCAUGUGAACUGGAAUGUGGGCAUCAUUUUCACAGAGAAUGCAUUAGAAAAUGGCUUAAGGAACAUUCGAGUACCUGCCCUAUCUGUCGCAUCCACGUUCUGUUACCUGAAGACUUUCCUGAGCUCCCUGCACGCAACAAACAUGCCUAAACCUUGUUUUGUGACACUCAGUAAGAUGUGGAGUGGCUGCAGAUAAAUAACCAUCCCAACAUGGCAUGGAGACAUGAUGCCUAAGAAGAGGUGGAACCCUGGUUUUAGUGGAAAUGAUAGCAGAAUUUGUUCUAAUGCAGUAUUUAACACUGAGCUGUAAGACACAGGUAUUGCUGUGGCACUUACCGGAUGAAGACAGCGUACUCCUUAAAUCAGUGCUUCUCCUGGUUGCUGCCUUCAGCGCGUGUACCUCAUGUAGUUCUGAGGCCAGGACCACGCUGGUGGGGUUCUUGCUUAGGGGAGUUUCAGUCCUUAAUCUGUUUUUCUCAAAAGCUGCUUCUGUAUGUGCACAGUACCUCUAAAAAGGGGUUUUCUUUAGAGCUGAUACUACACCGAAAAUAAAUAAAAGUGGGCCGAACAAUAGACUGGCAGAAUUUGGAAUAACCAAGCCAUCACCUUCCCUGUAUAAACAAUUGCAGGAUUCCAAUUGAGUUUCUUUAGAUCAUUAUGAAUAUCAUUCGUGUAAUUGCAAGUCUUUUCUCCAUGUAAAUCUGGAACUGAUAAUUCAAAUUGUUUAAAUGAUAACUCUUAGCUAUACUUUGAAGCACUAAAUAUUCUCUAAGUAUUCUUCUGUUCAUACAUCGAUUUUAGAAUACUGUGAUUCAAUUCUGUAAUGUAAAAAUACCUUAAAUUUCUCUCCUUGAUGAGCUGAUUUGUUUGAAUUGGCACUGAAGGAUUUUUAUUCUUGGUGAAGCAAUAUAACGCAGUUGUGUUCUGUGCACAAAUGCCAGUUUAUCAGCAGUGUGAGGUACAUGGUACAACCAGCUGAAGGAGUGGCUGUCCUACUGCUUGAGAAGUCUGAGUGUGCCAUGAGUGCCUUCUGCCUUGUAAAAUUUGUUUCAGACAGCCAGAGAUCCAGGUAUGCCGCAUGGUGUAAACACCCUCAAAAUGUGGUGAGUCUGACCAUUGUUUGGGCACAAGCCGUGUUCAGCUAUUUAGGUUAUGGCUUAAUGGAUCAUUUGUUUCCCCAGGUCAAAGUAUACAGUUGAAGUUUCAAAGCAUCCUUUGAUAAGUCAGUAUGUUUAGUGAAACUUGGGUCAAAAAUAAAAUUACUUCUGUA
Lagopus leucura (white-tailed ptarmigan) is the source of this 7128-nucleotide messenger RNA. RefSeq names its product tetratricopeptide repeat domain 3 (gene TTC3). Bases 99 to 6008 code for a protein of 1969 amino acids. NCBI's taxonomy places the organism in Eukaryota, Metazoa, Chordata, Aves, Galliformes, Phasianidae. The transcript is spliced from 46 exons. Gene Ontology annotation, molecular function: protein binding. The record is from RefSeq and is a predicted model, not a curated record.